CCUCCGCUUCCCACCACCCUUCCCAUCUGCUCCUGGCUCCAGGCUCCAGGCUCCUACUAGGUUCGUCGGCAGUGGGAGCGCGCAGGCGCGUCUGGCAGCUUGCAGAGCGCGGAGUAGCGGCGCGGAACGCGCGGGAGUCAUCAUCCAGGGACCUACCAGAGACCACAAGAAAACAUGGGGAAGAUUUUCCUCACAGGAGAAAAAGCCAAUUCAGUAUUGAAACGCUACCCAAGAGCGAAUGGACUUUUUGAAGAAAUAAGACAGGGCAACAUUGAUCGUGAGUGCAAGGAAGAAAUCUGCACAUUUGAAGAAGCAAGAGAAGCUUUUGAAAAUACGGAGAAAACCCUGGGAAAUCUCCGAGGCCACCACCGCCGUCGGCCCCGCCGCUGCCCGCCGCGCAGCCCUCGCCUCCGCGCCACCUUCGCCUUCGCCCUGGUGCCCGGGCCGCCAGCCAUGGCCACCCCGCUGCUCUCCCAAGUGCGCCAGAACUACCACCCCGACUGCGAGGCCGCCGUCAACAGCCAGAUCAGCCUGGAGCUCUACGCCUCCUACGUGUACCUGUCCAUGGCCUUCUACUUCGACCGCGACGACGUGGCCUUGAAGCACUUCGCCCGCUUCUUCAUGCGCCGGUCCCGCAAGGAGACCCAGCACGCCGAGAAGCUGAUGGAGCUGCAGAACCAGCGCGGGGGCCGCCUCCGCCUCCGCGACAUCAAGAAGCCGGACCGCGACGACUGGGAGGGCGGCCUGAAGGCCAUGGAGAGCGCCCUGCACCUGGAGAAGAGCGUGAACCAGAGCCUGCUCGACCUGCACCAGCUGGCCACCGACAAGAACGACGCCCAGCUGUGCGACUUCCUGGAGAGCCACUACCUGCACGAGCAAGUCGAGGCCGUCAAAGAGCUGGGGGGCUAUGUCACCAGCCUGCGCAAGAUGGGGGCCCCCGAAGCCGGCCUGGCAGAGUACCUGUUUGACAAGCUCACCCUGGGCGACAGCGACAAAAAGUACUGAGUUGGGACUGUUUCCCCAUAGCCCCAGGCCGCAUGGUGACUUUCCCUGAUCACCAUGCUGAGCAUGCUUAUUGCAGUAUUGCUUCUGCAAAAAGUUCCAGUUCUUCCAGUUUUUCCACGAAUAAAGUUAAUUUGGUUUAAAUAAAGUUAUUUGGUUUUUAAAUAAAGGUCUCUGGUUGAAUUGUAUGCAUAUCUCUCACCUUUUAAGUUUUAAAACGUAUUCAGGAAUCUCUCCACCCACCCAACCCCAUCCACAUGCAGCUCAGGAUCUCUGAAAAUAAGAGGGAGAAGAUAUUUCAUGGGCCCAUGGAAAACACAGAAUUAAUCUUACCCUUAUAAACAGUGUUGUGGUGGAUGGGUGAUCUAGGGCCCUGAUGAAUGUGGGAUCCUGUGCAUAGUAAAAGUAUAAAAAUAUGGCUUGAAAAUUAUGAUUGGGAUUGAUCUGGGGAAAGAGUGACGGAAAUGGGGUUGGGCAGGGAUUAAAGUUAAGGAGGUCUUUAGCUUUACCUGAAAACUUUUAGUUUGUUAAAAUACGUAAAUACUAAUGUUUGUUGAUUCUAGAUAGCAAAAAAGGGAUUCCAGAAGCCAUGGCAGGAUACCUCUUUGACAAGCUCACCAUGGACAACAGUGAUAAGAGAAACUGAAUAUUAGGCUGGCUUCCCCCACGAUAUGAGAGUGAUUACCUUUGGACCCCUGUGCAGGACAUGCAUAUUGUCAUUAGGAAACUUCUGUUUCCCCUUAUAAACAGUGUAGGUAUGUGGGAUGGGGUCAGAUGGGUGGUUUGGAGCCUGAGUUGCUGUAGAUGGGGGUGUUUGACAAAAGUAUAGAAAAAACAUGGUCUAGAAUUUAUAAUAGUUGCUUCUGGGAAAGAAGUGAAAAAUGGGGUUGAGUAGGGAUUAAAAUAAAUAGGAGUCAACUUUAUCUGAAUCUUUUUUAGCUCAUUAAGUCAGACAGAUAUUAAUGUUUAUUGUUUCUCAGUAAUAGCUUGGGGGCCCUGGUAACUGGCAUAGGGGAUUACGGGCUUGGCAGGUUCACCUUUGUCAGUCAGUGACUACCAGAACUGUGUUUCAGACUCUCUGUGUGUGUGUCUGGUGUGAUUUCAAGUGGCCAUCACUGCCAGGCAUGCAUGCUGCCAAUGCAAAACCUCCAGUUAUCGGUUUUUAUGUACACUUGCUAAUAGUUUGGUAAAAAAAAGAAGACCCUACCAGUAUAAGAGUUAAAAAUUUAACAAAGAUGCUGAACAUCAAAAUACUUGAUACUAUGAAGUAGAUCAAAUCUCCAAGAAAGAAAUAAUUCAUAACAAUAGUAAUUCAUAGUCAUAAAAGGACCCUAUACAGUAACAACCAGUCAGUAGAAAUUCCAGAAGGAGAAAACAAGGGGUGGUUCAGAGGGAGUAGACAAUAAUCAAGAAAUAAUUUUUUUAAGUAUAAUCCAAAUGCUACUAUUCUUAUAUGCUUUCUUGUUUAAUCUACUAAUGUUCUGAAUUACAUUAAUAGAUUUUCCUGUCUGGGGCGCCUGGGUGGUUCAGUGGGUUA
This is a messenger RNA of Mustela erminea (ermine), 2539 nucleotides long. Its product is annotated as ferritin heavy chain-like. Bases 175 to 1005 code for a protein of 276 amino acids. The transcript has 4 exons. Gene Ontology annotation, biological process: intracellular iron ion homeostasis; iron ion transport. Lineage: Eukaryota; Metazoa; Chordata; Mammalia; Carnivora; Mustelidae. The record is from RefSeq and is a predicted model, not a curated record. Gene Ontology annotation, cellular component: cytoplasm; extracellular region. Gene Ontology annotation, molecular function: ferrous iron binding; ferric iron binding; calcium ion binding.